Molecule: messenger RNA, 2607 nt
Organism: Paramecium sonneborni
Lineage: Eukaryota; Ciliophora; Oligohymenophorea; Peniculida; Parameciidae
Source: the annotation of a GenBank genome assembly
AUGAAGUUUGAACAUAAGAAGAAAUUCUCUGUGCAUUUAGAUAUUUCUUAACUAAAAUCUAAUUCUUAUUUAAACUAUCCACUUUCAACUAAAAGAAAGAUUGAUAAUCCUUCAUCGACUAGAAAAUUAGAUACUUCACCUUUGAGUGUAAGUCCCAAUAAUUCAUUUUUGUCUUCUGAAAGAAAACUUAAACAAAAAUAUCCAAUAAAUAACAAUAAAACUAAUUCCCUUAAAAGUAUGCUUUAACCCUACAAAAUUCGGUCACCAUCAGACAAAGAAAAUAAUCACAGUUUUUUAAGCAAUAAAAGCCAAUUAAAUAAAUUACCUCUUUUAACUGAAUAAUUUCUUAAGUUAUACACCUUAACUAGAAAUGAGCAAAGUGAAUUGAAUGGAAUAAAAUAAGUAUAAAUUUAAUCAUUAUUUUUAGGUCUAUUAUUAUAAAUAACCGAAAUGCCUUAUUGAUUAACCUAAUGGAGAUUACUCAUAUAAUAUUAAAGAUCAUAUAAGAUAUUAAUAUGAGAUUGUUAGUUUAUUAGGACAAGGAAGUUUUGGUUAAGUAUUUUAAGUUUUGGACCAUAAAACUCAAUAAAUAUAUGCUUUGAAAGUUAUCAAAAACUAAGACAAAUUAAAAAAACAAGCAAUUAUAGAAACUAAUAUACUUUAAUAUAUCAAAGAUCAUGAUAUUGAUUAAAUUUCAAAUAUAGUUAGAAAUAUUGAUCAAUUUACAUUUCGAGGACAUUAAUGUAUCGUUUUCGAAAAAUUAGAAUAAAAUUUAUUUGAAUUGAUAUAAAAAUAAAAAUUCAAAGGAAUUGAUCAUGAAUUAGCAAGAAAAAUUGGAAUUUAACUUUUAAAUUCUUUAAAUUUCUUGAAUAAGCAUAAGAUUAUACAUUGUGAUAUCAAACCGGAAAAUGUGAUGUUAUUAGAUAAUUCAAAAAGUGGAAUAAAACUUGUUGAUUUUGGUUCUGGUUGUUUUGUUGGUUAAUAAAUCUAUACAUAUAUACAAAGUAGAUAUUAUAGAGCACCUGAAGUUAUAUUUGGAUUAAAAUAUGGAAUUGAAAUUGAUAUGUGGAGUUUUGCAUGUUUGAUAUCAGAGUUNUCAUUUAUAGAUUCUGAUUCUUUUAAGUUCAUUAAAAAUUUAACAGAAUAAUAGAACAAUAAUAUAUGAAGUUUGAACAUAAGAAGAAAUUCUCUGUGCAUUUAGAUAUUUCUUAACUAAAAUCUAAUUCUUAUUUAAACUAUCCACUUUCAACUAAAAGAAAGAUUGAUAAUCCUUCAUCGACUAGAAAAUUAGAUACUUCACCUUUGAGUGUAAGUCCCAAUAAUUCAUUUUUGUCUUCUGAAAGAAAACUUAAACAAAAAUAUCCAAUAAAUAACAAUAAAACUAAUUCCCUUAAAAGUAUGCUUUAACCCUACAAAAUUCGGUCACCAUCAGACAAAGAAAAUAAUCACAGUUUUUUAAGCAAUAAAAGCCAAUUAAAUAAAUUACCUCUUUUAACUGAAUAAUUUCUUAAGUUAUACACCUUAACUAGAAAUGAGCAAAGUGAAUUGAAUGGAAUAAAAUAAGUAUAAAUUUAAUCAUUAUUUUUAGGUCUAUUAUUAUAAAUAACCGAAAUGCCUUAUUGAUUAACCUAAUGGAGAUUACUCAUAUAAUAUUAAAGAUCAUAUAAGAUAUUAAUAUGAGAUUGUUAGUUUAUUAGGACAAGGAAGUUUUGGUUAAGUAUUUUAAGUUUUGGACCAUAAAACUCAAUAAAUAUAUGCUUUGAAAGUUAUCAAAAACUAAGACAAAUUAAAAAAACAAGCAAUUAUAGAAACUAAUAUACUUUAAUAUAUCAAAGAUCAUGAUAUUGAUUAAAUUUCAAAUAUAGUUAGAAAUAUUGAUCAAUUUACAUUUCGAGGACAUUAAUGUAUCGUUUUCGAAAAAUUAGAAUAAAAUUUAUUUGAAUUGAUAUAAAAAUAAAAAUUCAAAGGAAUUGAUCAUGAAUUAGCAAGAAAAAUUGGAAUUUAACUUUUAAAUUCUUUAAAUUUCUUGAAUAAGCAUAAGAUUAUACAUUGUGAUAUCAAACCGGAAAAUGUGAUGUUAUUAGAUAAUUCAAAAAGUGGAAUAAAACUUGUUGAUUUUGGUUCUGGUUGUUUUGUUGGUUAAUAAAUCUAUACAUAUAUACAAAGUAGAUAUUAUAGAGCACCUGAAGUUAUAUUUGGAUUAAAAUAUGGAAUUGAAAUUGAUAUGUGGAGUUUUGCAUGUUUGAUAUCAGAGUUGUAUAUGGGAACUCCAAUAUUCCCAGGAGAAGAUGAAAUUGAAUAAAUAAAUUUGAUUAUCGAAAUCAUUGGAGCACCUUCUGUUGAUUUUGCUUUGAAAUGUCCAAGAAGGAAAUAUUUUUUUGAUGAAGAUGGACAUCAUAAAAAAAAUAUUAAAUCUUAUCGUAAACCAAAUUCAGUUAGUUUAUAUGAUAAACUAAGAACUGAAGAUUCUGAUUUAGUUGAUUUUCUACUUAGAUGUUUUGCUUGGGAACCCUAAAAUAGGUUACAACCAUUAGAUGCACUUAAACAUCCAUGGAUAAUAGCUGGUCUUCCAAAAGAAAUAUAAAAACAACAUAAAAAAUAUAUUGA